Messenger RNA from Macadamia integrifolia, 2403 nucleotides. RefSeq names its product putative disease resistance protein At4g10780. The record is from RefSeq and is a predicted model, not a curated record. NCBI's taxonomy places the organism in Eukaryota, Viridiplantae, Streptophyta, Magnoliopsida, Proteales, Proteaceae. Gene Ontology annotation, molecular function: ADP binding; protein binding.
AUGGCUUUAAGUGGACAAAUACUCCCCAUUGGGCAACCAGUUGUAGCCAUUGUGCAAUGGUUAUGGGUCCCGCUCGGACGUCAAAUCAGCUAUAUCAAAAAUCUUGAAGAAAAUUUUGAGAAGCUGAAAGUGAAAGCGAUAGAUCUCUACAACAAAAGGACGGAUGUAAAUAGAGAGAUAAACAGAGAUAUCAUAUCAAAAAUGCCAACAGCAGAAUGCCGAACUUGGCUUCAGAAGGUGGGAGAGAUGGAAACUAAAGUCAAUGACAUAGAAAGAGAGUUCCAGGAAAAUAAGAGUUGCAUUGGCACAUUAUGCCCCAACAUUUGGUGGCAGAGGAAUCUGGGUAAGAAAAUUGUGACUAUGAUAGAUGACAUUGUUAUUCUCAAGGACGACUCAUUGCUUUCAAGAAGAUAUGUGGUUGAGGUACCUCCACAGCCAGUUGAGCCAAUUCCUGCACCAACUAUAGAAGGCAAUAAUACAUCAAUUAAUCGUACUGUCCAGGAGAUAUUAAGAUGCAUAACAGAUUGUGAUAAACAGAAAAUUGGCAUAUGGGGCAUGGGUGGACUUGGAAAGACAGCUUCAAUAAAGCUUAUACACAAUUUACCUGAAAUAACAGUUCUGUUCGACAUGGUUAUUUCGGUAACUGUGUCCAAAGAUGGAGGUAUAAGAAAGGUACAAAAGGAUAUUAUAGAGCAUCUAUCAUUGAAUUUUGAUGAUAAGGAGUCUGUUGAAAGAACAGCCCAGAAAAUUUUACAACGAUUGAGUUGUGUGAAUUAUUUGCUGCUUCUAGAUGACUUAUGGCAAAAAAUGGAUCUGGAAAUAAUAGGAAUUCCCAACCCAAGCAAACAAAAUGGCUGCAAAAUGAUAAUAACGACUCGGUCCAUGGUUGUCUGUAACAAAAUGGAGAUUGAUGAACAAAUUAAAGUUAAAGUCUUAUCUGAAGAAGAGGCAUGGAACAUGUUUCGUGAAAAGGUCGGGAACGUUGUAGAUUCACAGGAUAUAAGAGAAAUAGCUACACAGGUUGUUCGAAAAUGUCAAGGUUUGCCACUUGCCCUUAUUGUGAUAGGAGGGUCCUUAAGAAAUAAGUGUGACCUGUGUGAAUGGAGAAAUGCAUGGAUGGAGUUGAGUUCGAAUAGGCACGAAAUUAUUGAUGACAUGGAAGAAUCUGUCUUUAUGAUAUUAAAGUUCAGUUACGAUCAUUUAAAGAGCACCAAUAUGAAGAAUUGCUUUUUAUAUUGUGCUUUAUACCCUGAGGACUAUCAGAUUCCAGAAACAGAACUUAUACAACGUUGGUGGGUAGUGGGUUUCAUCGAUGGUGCUUUAAGCUUGAAUGCGGCAUAUGAUAAAGGGCAUGCUAUAAUAAAUUACCUAAAAAUGGUGUCAUUGUUGGAAGGAGAUGGCCUACAUCAGGUAGUCAAGAUGUAUGAUGUCAUUAGAGAUUUGGCAUUAAUACUCACAUCAUCAUCAGCACCAUUGUCUGCUAAAAUAGUGCGAGAGGAUGGUAACCAGUUCUUGGUUAGAAGAAAUAUUGGAAUAGAGGAGCUCUCAAAUGAGGACGAUUGGGGACAGUUCCAAAGGAUCUCCUUGAUGCAUAAUAAAAUUCGCAAUCUACCUGAGAACCCCACAUCCCUCUUACUUGUGACAUUAUUUUUGCAGCAUGAUAGAAGAUUGACUAGAAUUCCAGAAUCAUUCUUCGAGCAUAUGCACAAUCUUCGAGUUUUGGACCUAUCAUACACUAAUGUCAAUGCAACACCAUCUGCUGUCUCCAAUUUAGUAAGCCUUCGAGGAUUAUAUCUCUUCAAUUGUUUCUCAUUGGUUACUCUACCAUCCCAAAUGGGGAAUCUGAAAAAACUUCAGGUGCUUCAUUUGGGAGGCAAGCUUGGCAAGUUUGAGUACUUACCUAUUGAAAUUCAGCAACUUGUGCUCCUUAAUCUGCAAGUGUCAUUUAAAAAUAUACCAAGUGCAAAUCGACUGAUGUUUCCUAAUGGAAUUAUAUCAAGACUCUCUCUAAUCGAAGACUUGAGCAUACAUUUAGACACUGUAGGGUAUCAUUCUCCAAAGUUUGGAGAAACCAUUGCAGAAGAGAUGGCUAGCUUAAAGCAACUAACUCAACUUGAGUUUCACUUUACAUUGGAAAGUUUUGAGCAUUUUCUAUGUGAAAGUUGUCAAUGGGAAAAUCAAAGCUUGAAGUCUUUUCGGUUCAUGGUGGAGUGCAGCAACUAUGAAGAGCGAUUCCCUAUGUUUGAUUCUGAAGAAGAAACAUCAAAGAUGCGAUACUUAAGAGUGUUGGGAGUAAUUACCCACCCACUGUAUAUGCAGAUGUACUUCAUCGGGCCAAUGGUUUUCAUUUACGAGGCCAUCAGACUUCUCAAGGGCUAUUGGAUUUUGGCUUGGAGAACUUGA